Haplochromis burtoni (Burton's mouthbrooder) is the source of this 3360-nucleotide messenger RNA. RefSeq names its product nucleoporin 88 (gene nup88). NCBI's taxonomy places the organism in Eukaryota, Metazoa, Chordata, Actinopteri, Cichliformes, Cichlidae. Gene Ontology annotation, molecular function: structural constituent of nuclear pore. Bases 46 to 2205 code for a protein of 719 amino acids. The transcript has a single exon. Gene Ontology annotation, cellular component: nuclear pore. The record is from RefSeq and is a predicted model, not a curated record. Gene Ontology annotation, biological process: ribosomal large subunit export from nucleus; ribosomal small subunit export from nucleus; protein import into nucleus.
CAAAACACGUUACUGCUUCCUUCAGAAAUCAGACAGUUGAUCAAGAUGGCGGCACUCAAUUCAGAACGGUGGCUCAAUGACUUACCGAAUCACACGAUAUUCAAAAUAAUACGCGAGAAGUUGGAUUUGGAGUGCACCUCGAGUGAAAGAGGGAUCGCUAAGAACCUCACGUUUUGUUUGGGAGCGGAUUUGUUCGUGUGGGACGAUUCAGACCGCGUGUUUUACACAACCAACCUGCGGCAGUUAAACUCAGAGGAGAGCUCCGGUAGCGGGAAGUAUCAGACCUUGCUGUGCAUCAACCCGCCGCUCUUUGAAGUGUGCCAGGUGCUGGUGAGCCCGACACAGCACCAUGUCGCGCUGGUCGGUCAACGAGGCGUCUCGGUCCUGGAGCUUCCUCUGCGGUGGGGCAAGAGGUCCGAGUUUGAAGGCGGACGCAGCAAAAUCAACUGCAAGACCAUCCCGGUGGCGGAGCGCUUCUUCACCAGCUCACCGUCGGUCAGUCUGCGACAGGCUGCUUGGUACCCUAGCGAGACUGACGAGCCACAUAUGGUGCUGCUCACUUCAGACAACACGAUCAGAUUUUACAGCUUGAAGUCUCCGCAGACACCGGCCAAAAUCCUGCCAGUGUCGCAGUCAGAAGACGAGAGCAGCCUCGACCCUCCGGUGCAUUCGUACGCAGCUUCUCUGGGAGAGAUAGCAGUGGCGUUUGACUUUGGGCCGAUUUCAUCCCCUCCUCGGCAGCUGGCAGGACAGGUCCCCAAAGACCAGCUGGUCUACCCUCUCUAUAUUCUUUACGAAAAUGGGGAGACCUAUGUGAACUACACGAGCCAGGUAAACGGUAUAAGUCUGAGUAAACCCGUUGGACCUCUCCCCAUGUAUCCAGCAGCAGAGGAUAACUAUGGCUAUGAUGCUUGUGCCAUUCUGUGCCUGCCAUGUGUUCCGAGUAUCUUGGUCAUCGCCACAGAAACUGGCACACUGUAUCACUGUGUCGUGCUGGAGUCUGAAGAAGAGGAUGACACGGGGGCAGUGGAAAAGUGGAUCCGAGGCACAGAGACAGUGCCAGCUCUUUAUGUGUUUGAGUGUGUUGAGCUAGAGCUCAUACUUAAAGUGGCAACGGGAGAGGACGAGGAGCCGCAAGAGUUUGAUUUCACCUGUCCAAUCAAACUGCACAGAGACCCUCUCUGUCAGCACCGGUAUCAUUGCACCCAUGAAGCAGGAGUGCACAGCGUGGGGCUAAUCUGGGUCAACAAGCUGCAGAGGUUCCUUAAAUCAGAUGAGGAGGAUAAGGACAGUCUCCAGGAGCUGGCUGCUGAGAAGCGCUGCAUUGUAGAGCACAUUCUUUGCACCAGACCGCUCCUGACCAGUCAGUCGGCUCCAAUUCGUGGUUUUUUGAUUGUGUCUGACCUUGCCUUGGGCGCCACCAUGAUCUGCAUCACCAGCACUUACGAGUGCAUUCUGUUACCCCUUCUGAGCUCCAUUCGCCCUCCUUCCCCUCCCCUGCUUUGCUCCCACCCAGGUCUGGGCUCUGCCAGCUCCCCUCUGCGUGGGCUGGCCGAAGACUCCUUUGAGCAGCACAUUCGCAACAUCCUGGCACGGAGCUCCACCAAUCCUCUUGUACUUAAAGCUGGAGACAAGGACACAUCACCACCACCUCCAGAGUGUCUGGAGCUCCUCAGCAGAGCCACGCAGGUGUUCCGCGAGGAGUACAUUCUCAAGCAGGACAUGGCUCGUGAAGAGAUGCAGAGGAGGGUGAAACUCCUGACAGGCCAGAAGAACAAGCAGCUGGAGGAUUUGUCUCUGUGCAGGGAGGAGAGGAAGAGUUUGAGAGAAGCAGCAGAAAGGUUGGCUGAUAAAUACGAAGAUGCAAAGUAUCGCCAAGAAACCAUUAUGAACAGGGUUAAGAAAGUGUUGUGUAGCCUGCAAAGCCAGCUACCCAUACUGUCAAACAGUGAAAAGGAAAUGAAGAAGGAGCUGCAGACCAUCAAUGAUCAACUGAAACACCUGGAAAACUGCAUCAGGCAGGUGAACAUGAAGAUGGAGUACCAGAAGACACAAGUGGGCAAGGAUAUGCCCGGAACUAGGGCAACAGUUUCCCUCAACGCUCCCCAGAAGAAGGUUGUUCAGGAUGUCCUCAAAGAACAAGGACAGCAAAUUGGUGACAUGAUGAAGCAGAUCAAAGACAUCAAAAAUCAUUUUAGUUUCUAAGCACUGCAGAAAAAUGCUAGUUUUUUUCUGUAUAGUUGGGAAAAUAUUUCAAAUUUUCCAUGGAAUGCACCGUUAUUACAUUUGCAUUUUUCUGACAUUUGAUAAGAAGCUGUAAUGAGUUCUUGAGCUCUAAGUGGUUGUGCUAUCUUUUUAUAUGUUAUAUCUUAUAUGUGCUAGUGUAACUUUACCUUUCAUACUAAAUGUUUUUCCUUAAUACAGAAUACAGAAAUACAAAAGGUUGGAUUUUCUCUUACAAAAAGUUGUAUAUUUCUACAUCAAUAUUUUUGACAUGUUAAUGAUUGAAUCACUAACAUACUCAGUUUAAUGUCCCGUGUAUAGGCAGGAAAAAUUAAAAGUAAUUUGUGCUAAACUAACCUUAUACAGCUGUUUUCAAUUUUGUUUGCUCACCUUUUUGCAUAAAAAAAUAAACUUGAAAUUAUUAAACUUGUUUGUGUCUCAAUGUAGGAUAGCUACAAAAAGCAGAAAUGUUAAGAGACAAAUCCAAGUUAACAGUUUUAUAUUGACAUGCAUUAACUGACACGUUCACAGCUGCUGGUUGCUGUAUUUGCCAGAGUACUUGGAGAAAACCUGUGUAAACAGGGGGAAGAUGCAAACAUCACAACGAAAGUCCCAGUUAAUAAUUUAACUGCGAAAAAACAAACAUGUGAACUGAACUAAAUAUUCCACAUCCUGGCAAGAUGUUUGAACUUUUAAAGGAGGCUAAAAUCAUGUGGGUGUUUGGUUUGAUAUGGAUGUUUAGCAUAGAUGCAAUACAUAGCAUGCCCUCAGUAAGAGACACAGCAAGAGCAUAACUCCUAAACAGAAGGCAGGAAAUUAUUUGUUUUGUCUUGGUUAUUGUCUUAAUAAACAUUGCAAGCCAAAAUUGUAAACAAUGUUAAAAUUCAAGUAGGGCUUCCUACACACUAGGGAUUCACUUUUUCUCCCGUGUCUGAACAUGUCCUUCAAUGUGCACAGCUGCAUGCCUCCAGUCUGCCAUCUACAGCUGGGAACUCCAGUGAACAAUUUCAGCAUAAGAUUGCCAAGAAUCCUGUAUCCACCAGGUGUCACCCCAUCUCCAGAGCUGACGGCCUCAGUUUUUCUUCCACCACAGGUUUCCUAGUGAGGAAUUCCCCACAUAAACAAUCAGUGACGUAU